This is a messenger RNA of Equus caballus (horse), 5254 nucleotides long. NCBI's taxonomy places the organism in Eukaryota, Metazoa, Chordata, Mammalia, Perissodactyla, Equidae. The record is from RefSeq and is a predicted model, not a curated record.
AGGGUCAAUUCUUCAUGACCAAAAAAAAAAAAAAAGAAGAAGAAAAGAAAAGCUUCCAAGACAUUCUAAGGUACAGACAGGGUGGAGAGCUACAGCCCUGAGAGCUUGCGGGCUCUUUUGGGAUUUCUAGGAAUAGAAGAAAUUAAUGUGGUGGCGGGAGAGGAGGGUACCAGUGACCAGUACUGUCCGAUUCUUAUCAAAGGCAGGCCUGACAGCUGUGCUUUCCUGCAAUAGGGACAUUCCUAGCCCCGUCCUUCAAAUGGGGAUAUCUGUUCCCAUGAAAGAGGAAUGGCAGGGCCCACAUUCACGUGCAAAGCCUGUGUUUUCUGUUACAGCUAGACUUGGGUCUUUAGAGAACAUGUCUUUGUAUAUCCCUGGGGCUGGCAGGUGCAGGGUAGGGGUGAUCUUCACUGUUUGGCAGGUGGUACAGCAAAAGUACACUCUGGUUGAACGGAAGUGGUGAGGCUGUGCCGGUGUGCUAAAGGGCUGGCUUGCAGGUGUAUCAGGACCUGCCCCCAGCUUGUGCUCAGCACAGCCCUCCAGGAUCAGAGGGGUUCUUGGGGCUGAGAGGAGAGACCUGGUUGUCUGCCUGAGGGGAGUCAUGGCCACUGUCCAGUAACUCUUUGAAGCUUUUUCCCAUUCCAGUUCUAGCCAUCCUCUCAUUGGGACCGAGAAUUUAGCUCUGUGUCUUUCAAAGCCCUCUCCCACCCUAUGGUCGGGGACUCAGAAGACAAGCCCUGCCCUGAGAUGGUGUGGGAUCCACCCUCUUUAUUUGCAUUGUUAUUGUUUAUAAGAGGUAAUUAUAAAUGCAUGAUAGAAAAUGCCAGAGUGUAGACAGGGAAAGUGAGUUCUAAGUCUUCUUUCCCAUGCCAGGUGACCCAGUUCCCUUAUUCGGGGGCAGUCACUACUACCAGCUUCUUGAUUAUCCUUCAGAACUGGUCUAUGCCUUUUCAAACUCAUGCAUCCAUAUCCUGUGUCUUGUUUUCUCUAAGCAGUUUUUCUAUACCUUUUCCCCCAUCAUUGUCCCGUAUCCUGGAGAUCGUGUCGCAUAGUACACGUGGAGCAGGUUUCUCAACCUCGGCACAGUUGGCACUUGGGCCAGAUCAUUCUUUGCUCUGGGGGCCAUCCUGUCCAUUGUAGGAUGUUUAGCAGCAUCUCUGGUCUCUACCUACUGAAUGCCAGGAGUACCCUUCCCCUCCUUGUGACAACCAGAAAUGUCCCCAGACAUCAAAAGUGUCCCCUGGGGGCAAAAUCUCCCUCAGUGAAGAACCACUGAUGUAGUGCCACCUUGUUCUUUUAAAGGUCUACUUGGUGUCCCAUUUUGUGCACAUAACAUUCACUUAGCCAUUUUCCUAUUGAUGGCAGUUGGGUUGUUUCCACUCUCUUGAUAACUAAAGUUUGUUUAGCACUGGCACUGCUCUGAGUGUGUUACAUGUUUUCACGCCUUUAAUCUUCACAGCAGCCCUGUGGAGCCGUUGUUGUUUGCCCCAUUUUACAGUUGAGGAAGCUGAGGCCCAGACAAGACACAGAGAGUGUCUGAAAUCACACACAGAGGGGAUGGCAGUGUUAGAAGCUGGUCCCAGACAGCCUGGCUCCAGGCACACUCCCUUCACUGCAGGACUGUCUUGCCUUUUUCCAGAGCCUGCCACAGUGGAUACCCUGUGUGCCUGUCAUUUCAUACACAUGCAAGGACGUCCAAAGGCGGAUACCAGAAAUGAAGUGACGGGGUUAAAGGAGGUGUAACUUCAGUCUUAAAGGUGCUGCCAAAUUGCCCCUCCCUUGAGGUUGUGCCAGUUUCUCUCCAACCAGCACCAUAUGAGAAUUCUAACCACAGCCCUUUCAGUGGGUCUCGGUCUUCCUUGGUCCUCUCAAUGCGUGGCGUGUCCUGGCUUAAGGAAAAGAAAGAGCUGAGUUCCUUGGAGAAAAUUAUUUGUGGACACGAAUCGUGCUUCUCCAGUUUGGGGUGCAUGACUGAGUGCAAACAGCUAUGAGAAACCACAGGAUGGACGUGAUGCUACUUCCUGGAGAAAUCUGUCUUACCUGAGGAAUCAGAAGGGAAAAACCAAGUGAUGUACUUAUCUGCCCCACCUCCCCAGCACGCUGCCCCUCUCCAAACGCGGCCCCUCAGGGGCGAGGACAGGAUGCCUGCUGCACGAGGGAAAUCCAGGUCCAAGGCGCCAGUGACGUUUGGGGAUUUGGCCAUUUACUUCUCCCAGGAGGAGUGGGAAUGGCUGAGCCCCGUUCAGAAAGCACUAUACGAAGAUGUAAUGUUGGAGAACUACCAGACCCUGGCCUCUCUUGGACUUUCCUUUCGGAGGCCAAAUGUGAUCACCUUAUUGGAGAAAGGGAAAGCGCCCUGGAUGGUGGAGCCAGUGAGGAGACGCCGGGGCUUGGACUCAGGGUCUAAGUGUGAGACCAAGAAGUUACCUCCAAAUCAGUGCAACAAAUCUAGGCAAAGCAUCUAUCAGAAACCAGUUUCUGUGCCACAAAAAGUUUCCACAGGAAAGAGGGGCUGCAAGAAAAAUUCAGUCCUGGUAAAACCCAAGAAAGUGCAUUCAGGGAAGAAAUCUUUAAAAUGUAAUGACUGUGGGAAAAUCUUUAGUCAAAGCUUAUCUCUUAAACUUCAUCAGAACUCUCAUACAGGAGAGAAGCCUUAUGAAUGCAGUAAUUGUAGAAAAGCUUUCAGGCAGAUCUCAUCCCUCAUUCUUCAUCAGAGAAUUCACAAUCGGAGGAAAAGCCAUAAAUGUGAUAAAUGUGGGGAAAGCUUCAUUCAAAGAACAACCCUCAUUCUACAUGGGAAAACUCAUGAUGGAAAGGAAACCUUUGACUGUGGGAAGGCCUUGAGUCAAUGCCCAUCUCUCAGUAUCCAUCAGAAAAUGCACUUUGUUGAGAAUGUCCACCAGUGCAGAAAAUGUGGGAAAGCCUUCAUUCGAAUGUCAUCCCUUUUACUUCAUAGGAAAAUUCACAAUGGAAAGAAAGUACAUAAAUGCAGUGUAUGUGGGAGAGGCUUCAGUAAGAAAUCAGUCCUUGUUACACAUGAAAGAAUUCAUACUGGAGAGAAAACCCAUGAAAGUGGGAAGACCUUAAGUCAGAGUCUACAGCAGAGAAGUCACCAUUUAGAGAAUCCUUAUAAAUGCAGAAAGUGUGGAAAGUCCUUCAAUAGGAUUUCAUCCAUUAUGCUUCAUCAGAGAAUUCACACUUCAGAGAAACCCUACAAAUGUGAUAAAUGUGAGAAGGUCUUCAGGCGGCCUUCAACCCUUAUUCUACAUCUGAGACUUCAUGUUGGAAAGAAACUCUAUAGAUGCAAUAAAUGUGAGAAGAUCUGUAACCGGCAUUCAUCCCUUAUUCAACAUCAAAAAGUGCAUACAAAGAAAAAGAAACUGUUUGAAUGUAAGGAAUGUGGGAAGAUGUUUUCUGGAACUGCCAACCUUAAAAUACAUCAGAACGUUCAUUCUGAAGAGAAACCUUUCAAAUGUAAUAAAUGUAGUAAAGUUUUUGGUCGCCAGUCAUUUCUUAUUGAACAUCAGAGAAUUCAUACUGGAGAAAAACCCUAUCAAUGUGAGGAGUGUGGGAAAGCCUUCAGUCAUCGCAUCUCUCUUACUCGACAUAAGAGAAUUCAUAGUGAAGACAGACCCUAUGAAUGUGAUCAGUGUGGGAAGGCCUUCAGUCAGAGUGCACACCUUGCCCAACAUGAAAGAAUUCACACUGGAGAGAAACCAUAUACGUGCAAAACAUGUGGGAAGUCCUUUAGUCAACGCACAUCCCUUAUUCUGCAUGAAAGAAGUCAUACUGGAGAGAAGCCCUAUGAAUGUAAUGAGUGUGGGAAGGCCUUUAGCAGUGGCUCUGAUCUUAUUCGGCAUCAGAGAAGUCAUUCUUCAGAGAAACCCUAUGAAUGUAGGAAAUGUGGGAAGGCAUAUAGUCGGAGCUCAUCCUUGAUUCGACAUCAGAAUUCACAUUCUGAGGGAAAAGCCUGAAGCUGUUUUAAUUAUGUGAAAGCAAAGAGUGAGGCAGAGGCAUGGGAAAAGUGCAUUUUUCUGUAACAUAAAGUUUGUCUAUAACAUAAAUUUUGGACUAUUUGUUGAUGUGUCCCACUUUGAAUGCCAAAGAGUAAAAGUCAUUGGUGACUUUUGACCUGAGCAUUUUAAAUCAGCUAAGGUAAUGGCCUUAUUGUAGGUCUUAAUUUCAUACUAGUGUGUCAGAUGAUUGGAUCAGUCAUUUUUAAUGAGUAUCAUUCUUCACUUGAUAAGAGUCACUGACAUUUUGUUCUGAGGGUAGGUUUUAAAGCUGUUUCAUUGGUCGUGUGCAACAAAGUGGAGUUGUGAAGUCCAUUUCUGUGGAUGGGGCUUUGAGCCUGAUUUAAGGUCACCUGAAGGAAGAGUUUGAGUUUGUCCCUUAAAACUAUAACUGUCACAUGUAAGGGACUUCCUGGAAAAUGAGGGUGCUGUUUUUAGCUGAUAGAAACUUCUGGGAUCAGCAUAAAGAAGAGUGAGUCUUUAUGUGGAUAAAGAUAGCACUCAAUUGUGUGGAGCAGUAGAGUCGUUAGCACCUGACUCCGUGGAUGUGAAGGUACAUGAUCUUCACGGUAUGGAGACUCUAACAAGCCUGAGAUGGGCUAAUAGGAAAAAAGGUAGGAUGUUCUGAGGAGCAAGGAACUUCAGAGCCGAGAGAAAUUAUUGUUUUAUUUGAAAAGAAAUUUGUCUAUAUUUGUAUGAAUAACAUUGGUAUUUUUAUGUAAGAACACUAGUCUGCAGAAUGGAAUGUCAUGGACUGAAUGUGUCCCCCCAGAAUUUAUGUUGAGGCCCUACACGCUAUGUGAUUGUAUUUGGAAAUGGGGCCUUUGGGAGUUACUUAGUUUUGAUGAGGUCAUGAGGUUGGGGCUUUCAUGGUAGGAUUAGUGUCUUUUAAAAAAGGGACACUAGAGAGCUUGCUCUCUCUGCCAUGUGAGGAAGGCAGCCAGAAGGCAGCUGUGCAAGCCAGGAAGCUAGCUGUCACCUGUAUCCAGCCAUGCUGGCAUCCUUAUCUCGGACUUUCAGCCUCUAGAACUGUGAGAAAUUUCUUUUAAGUCACACGGUCUAUGGUAUUUUGUUAUGGCAGCCCACGCUGACCAAGACAUGGGUGAAACCCUGGAUUUGUGUAUCAGGCUCUUUUCCUGUCAGCUGUUCAUCCUAUAUAAUAGCUUUCAGUCCCUCUUUCCAGCUUGUGUGAAAUAUGCAAGGAAUAAAAUAAGAGCUCUUUUUUGUGGUUGUGUUGUAUA